Messenger RNA from Trichoderma citrinoviride, 1641 nucleotides. RefSeq lists its product as hypothetical. The transcript has 7 exons. The record is from RefSeq and is a predicted model, not a curated record. Bases 1 to 1641 code for a protein of 546 amino acids. Gene Ontology annotation, cellular component: membrane; Golgi apparatus. Lineage: Eukaryota; Fungi; Ascomycota; Sordariomycetes; Hypocreales; Hypocreaceae. Gene Ontology annotation, biological process: retrograde transport, endosome to Golgi.
AUGAGGGCUCUUCUCGGGCUUCUCGCCCUGGGCAUGUCGCUCUUUGGCGCCCAGGCACUCGAAGUUCCCAUGAACGAAAAAGAAGACUCUCGCCAGUAUUGCACAGGAAUGUACAGCCGCACGUCUUGGGGCGGCCCGGUCGACCCGUUUAUCCUCGUCAAGUUUCUCAACGAUACUGCCGCUCAGGGCGACGACCCCAUUGCGAGUCUGGUGAUUUUCGAGUGGAGAGACAGCGAGUUCAUCGGUAUCCCAGACCCCGAUAUCCAAGCCACGCGACUUGCGCUCUGCGACGAUGGCAUGAUCAAACAAGGCAUUUGCAACUCGACCGACAAGGGCGAGUUCGUCCUGGCCCCGAAUGCGACUGAGAAAUCCAACACGUUGAUCCUGAGCAAGGCGGUCCACCUGAACAACCCGACCCCGAUCAACUACCCCAUCAAGAAGACCGGCUACUACUGCGUCAUUACCGAGGGCUUCAACAUUGAAAAGUACAACGCCGUUGUUGAGUUCCGAAACGCCUAUGGAGAGCUGCCGGCGACCCAGAUCCCAAAGCUCCCGUUCUACGGCGGAAUGUCCAUUCUAUACGCCUUGGUAACCGUUUUUUGGAGCUUCCUUUACUAUCAACAUCGACACGACAUCCCUAUUCUCAUCUUCUUGGCUAUUGAAAUGAUCCUGACAUGGGGCUUCUACGAUUACCAGAAUCAUCACGGAACGGCGAACAUCGGGAGCAAGGUCUAUCUAAUUGUCGUUGCUGUUCUCAAUGCUGCCCGAAACUCCUUUUCCUUCUUUCUAUUGCUCAUCGUCUGCAUGGGCUACGGUGUGGUCAAGCCCACCCUUGGCCGCACGAUGAUCUAUGUCAGAUGGCUUGCCGCUGCGCAUUUUGUGUUUGGUAUUGUUUACGCAGUCACGAGCUUGCUGGUGUCGCCAGAGAGUGCUGGGCCAUUUGUUCUUUUGAUUGUCCUUCCGCUAGCCGGCACGCUGACGGCCUUUUAUGUCUGGACGCUUAACUCGCUCAGCUUCACGCUCAAGGACUUGCGUGAACGAAAGCAGCAUGUCAAAGAAGGCAUGUACAAGAAGCUGUGGUGGGCCAUCCUCAUCAGUGUCCUGGUCAUCUUUGCCUUCUUCUUCUUCAACAGCAUCACCUUUGCGUCGGUCAACGAUCCCGACUUCGUCCCCUUUCACUGGAAGACGAGAUGGUUCAUCUUGGACGGCUGGCUCAACAUUGUCUAUUUUGCAGACGUUGCCUGGGUCGCCUACAUCUGGCGCCCAACGGCCAACAACCGCCGCUUCGCCAUGAGCGACGAGAUUGCGCAGGAUGACGACGGCAACUUUGAGAUUGGAGACAUUGGCAUGCCCGACGACUCGGAUGACGAAGAGGCGCAGAUUGGUAACAAGCCCGCGGCCAACUUUGGACAGGAGAGCGGCUUGACAGGCGCUGGGCUGUCACAGGCGGGUUCUAGCAGGGCCGCUCCCCCCAGUGGCGCGCAGUCACAAGCAACCGCUCGUGGUGUCCCGCGAGAGUCUCUGGAUGGAGAGACGAUCUUUGCGGUAGGCGAAGACGGUGACAAGGCAUCAGACAGCGAGGGCGAGAGCGAGGCCGAUAGCAAUGACGAGGAUGCUAAGCUUGUGCACAAGAAACGGUAA